AUGAUAGUCUCCAACCCAGCGUCGGGGGCUUCUGGGGACGGAGAAGGUCUCGACAUGGCGGCCAUCAGCUCGCUCGCGGGUGGGCAGCGCAUGGUGGAGGGCGAAGUCAGGGCGAAGUUGUUCACGGGAACAAUCAGGAAGGGAGAGCUCACGGGGACACGGGUGUCGCUCAAAGCCUACCCACCUGCCUCGCAAGCCCAGUACGCGGACAUCAUGGCCGCGAACGAACUCAAGGCGCACUCGUCCCUCCAGACGCCCGACGGGGAGCCGCCUGAGAACGUCGCCAAGCUGCUCGGAGGGUUCGUGGUCAAGGAUGGUGCGGGAACCGGGGAGCAGUGGCUGGUGUUCCGCGCGGGUCUGGACGGCACGGCGACCCUCGAGGAGUACGCCAAGGUCGCUGCCGAGGCCACGUCGACGAAGGGCACUGUUGGCGAGGGCGAGUUCUGGGACCGCUUCGACUACUCCCGGGCGCUGCGUCGGCGGCAGGUGUUCCUGCUGAGAGCCAUACGCGGGGCAAUGCAGGGUCUGGCGAGCAUGCACUCGCGCGGCUGGCUCCACCAGUCGCUCGGCCCGCAGUCCGUCCUCCUGUCAACGACCGAGGAGCGCGACGCAGCGCGCCUCAACGCACGCCUGCGCGACCUGGCCUUUGCUGUCAAGUGCUCCAACGAGGCGCUGAUGGGCGGGCCGACGCUCGCCGACCUCUGGGAAGCAGGGAAGAAAAUGGACGCGGAGAGGGACGACCCGGCCAACGUGCUGUCGGAGAGCCUGUGGCAGCGGGCGCGCAGCGAGGGCGCGGUGACAACGAGCGAACAGCGCAACUUUGGGAUCGCGGACGACAUUUACUCUGCCGGGCUGCUCUUGGCGUACGCGUGCUUCGUUCCGUUGUCGGAGAUGGGGAGCGUCGACGGCCCCACGCUGCUGCGUUUGCUCGAGACCACGUUCCGCGACGACUUCGAGGGGUUCCGCGAGUACGCGACAGCAGACGAUAGGUGGAGCGAUGCGGUCGACUUCCUGAACAUCGGCAAGGGGGCAGGGUGGGAGCUGCUGGAGGCCAUGUUGGCACCCGACUGGCGGAAACGUCCCACCGCGGAGUCGUGCCUCAAGCACCCGUUCCUGACGGGUGAGGCGUACGACAUGUGA
This is a messenger RNA of Pedinophyceae sp. YPF-701, 1140 nucleotides long. NCBI's taxonomy places the organism in Eukaryota, Viridiplantae, Chlorophyta, Pedinophyceae. The record is from the annotation of a GenBank genome assembly.